Messenger RNA from Miscanthus lutarioriparius, 1818 nucleotides. Lineage: Eukaryota; Viridiplantae; Streptophyta; Magnoliopsida; Poales; Poaceae. The record is from the annotation of a GenBank genome assembly.
AUGGGGAGGAAGUGCCACGCCGGGGCCGCGCUGGCCGUCGCGUUCGCGGCAGCGGCGGCGGCCGCCGUCGCUGCCGACCGGGGGCUUUCGCUGGUUAGCGCCGCGGUGGCGCCGGUGGAGGAGGAGAUGAGCCUGUUCCGGAAGGUGGCCAAUCUGAUGUGGAGGAGCGACGGCAACUCGUACCAGCACGUGUGGCCGCCAAUGGAAGUUGGGUGGCAAAUUGUGCUGGGCUCACUGAUCGGAUUCUUCGGUGCGGCAUUCGGGAGUGUUGGCGGAGUUGGUGGCGGCGGGAUCUUUGUGCCGAUGCUGACACUCAUCAUUGGGUUUGACCCAAAAUCAUCUACUGCGAUAUCAAAGUGUAUGAUUAUGGGAGCGUCUGUUUCAACUGUUUACUAUAAUCUCAAGCUAAAACAUCCGACUUUGGACAUGCCGGUGAUUGAUUAUGACCUAGCUGUGCUCAUUCAGCCUAUGCUAAUGCUUGGGAUCAGCAUUGGUGUUAUUUUUAAUGUCAUAUUUCCUGACUGGCUGGUCACAGUUCUCCUGAUAAUUCUUUUCCUAGGCACAUCCACAAAAGCCUUUCUGAAGGGCAUUGAGACAUGGAAGAAAGAGACAAUAAUCCAAAGGGAGGCUGCAAAACGUUUGGAGCAAACUGCAGCUGAGGAAGCAGAGUAUGCACCACUUCCUACUGGACCAGGUGCGGCAGCAAACAAAAAAACCCUCUCAUCAGAUGAAGCGCCAUCACUUAUAAAGAACAUUCACUGGAAGGAGGUUGGUCUUCUUUCAUUUGUGUGGGUGGCAUUCCUUGUUCUUCAGGUCACAAAGAAUUACACUGCUACUUGCUCCCCAUGGUACUGGGUCUUGAACCUUCUCCAGGUUCCAGUGUCAGUAGGAGUGACACUGUAUGAAGGAUUUGGGCUGAUGAGUGGGAAGAGGGUGUUAUCAUCAAAGGGAAGUGAACAAACUACCAUGAAAUUUCAUCAGGUAGUUGUAUACGGUCUAUUCGGUAUAGCUGCAGGACUAGUUGGUGGACUCCUAGGUCUCGGAGGUGGCUUCAUUAUGGGGCCACUGUUCUUGGAGCUUGGCAUCCCUCCCCAGGUUUCUAGUGCUACGGCUACCUUUGCAAUGAUGUUCUCAUCUUCCAUGUCGGUUGUCGAAUACUACCUCUUGAACCGGUUUCCAGUGCCUUAUGCUGUUUAUUUCACCUUUGUGGCGUUUGUUGCUGCCCUCAUCGGCCAGCAUGCGGAUUACCCUUGGAGGCUUCCGGAGCAGAGGUUCGAGCGUUCCAGUUCCUGGCACCCUUUGCAGCCAUACACACCAUUCCAAAUCCACCAUGUCCAUGACAGCAGUAGCAGUGGCGCGACCCUAAACCCAAGACACAGGCGAGAAGACACUGGACUAACCGAUGAGGAGUUCAGGGAGGCCAUGGAUCAGCUCAGGAAGCAGGAAUACAGGCCACCGGAUCCGCAGAAGAAGCAACAAGGCGGCAGAGGCAUCCUCCGGACCAGGAGUGCAACACCACCGUCAACCACCGAAGAGGAGAAGGCCUGCACCGUAUGCCUGGAGACAUUCCUGCCCGGAGAGCAGGUGGCGAUCACGCCCUGCAACCACAUGUUUCACCAGGGGUGCAUCGCCCCUUGGGUGAAGGGGCACGGCAACUGCCCGGUGUGCCGGUUUGCGCUCUGCGAGAGGAGGAACCCCGCUGAUGCCGCCAACGAAGACGGAGGGAUGGAUCUGGAGCUGCUGGCGAUGGUGAGGGCGAUGGAGGAGGCAUUCAGCCGGUUCAGGCUCUUCUCCGACUCCACGCCACACUAUCACUAG